GAUCAAUUUGAAUUAAUCGAUUACACUUUGUUUAGAAAACGUAUCUAAUAAUGUUUUUUUGGUUUUUACUGUUUACUGUCGAGUUAGUCGAAUUUUCGGAGAGCGUUAAUUUUGUAAAACUUUGUUCAAUAAUUCAAGAAAUUAACAUUAAAGUAACCGACGAUCAAAAUUGCGAGUACACUAAUGAAUCGAGAUUUUUAGAUGAUUUUGCUUGUAAACAAAAUACUUCAGAGAAAAAUGACCACAGUUGUAUUUUUCUUAAUUUUGCUUGGAGAAAUGAUGUCGAAACUGAAAAAAACUGUACAAUAAUUGCAGAAAGUAAUACAGUUCCCCCUAAAAGCUUUAAAGGUUGCGAAUGGUCUACUUUUAAUAACGAUUCUUGUUUAAACAUCCUUUUGGAUACAUUAAAGAAUGCAUGUCCAGGUUUCAAGUUAGCUGGAGAGUUUUUUGCAGUGAAAUUGAAAUGCUAUUCACAUAAUACCAUCGAUUUAAAUUCAGAGUUUUGCGUGUUGUUUACAUUACAAAAGGAAAUAUUAAAGGGAAACGAAUAUUUUAUUCAAAGAAUAGAAAAGGGAACAAACUUUCUUAACGCUUCUUUUUUAUCACUAGAUUACUCUGCAAAGCAACCAACUUCUUUGGGCCACUACACUAGACAACCAAGUUUUGUAGAAAACAAAAAAGCCAUUAAAGAAAACGAAAUAAAAAACACCACACAGACAAAUAACAAAUCAAUGUUAAAUAAAAAUGUAGUAACAUUUGUAGUUUUAGGAUGCGGUGUAAUGCUAUUCCUUCUUAUUGUUGCUUUUUAUUUUAUAUGUAGCCUAAGUAAAAGAAGUAAAGAUCGGAAAAUGACAAUAGAAUCUGCACAACUUAGUUGUACGGGUGAUGUCGCAGAAAUAAAAAUGGAAGAAUUGUAUGCAUUUCCAAAUAAAAAAAAGUUUAAAUUCAAGUAUAGAUUGCACAAAAAUAGAGGUCAAUGGAAAGGUUACGAUACAGUCAAUUCUGUAAUUCCUGGUACUUAUAAGGAGCACAAUCUUAAAGCCGAUUCCUGUGAAAAAAGUCUUUAUGCAAACACAUUCAACACUUCUCCAAAAGCGAUUCAUUCAUCACCAAUACUUGGGGAAGAUGUCCCUUUUAAAAGAAUUGUGGGGAGAAGUUCCUUUACACCGAAACGUUUUCCAUUCCCUAAAGAUGGCAUCCCAAUAAACGAAGAAACUUUAAAAGAAUCAAAAAAGAACUUUGAUUUUGAUCAAGAACUUCUGGAAUCAGAAGGAAAUAUUAAAGAAGAUCAAUUGAAAAAUAAUUUUAAUGUAGAAAGUAAAAAUUGUUUACAAAAUGGAAACAAUACCCCUGGAGCUAGUGUACAAAAUGAAAAUGUGUCAUUUUUUAAACCCGGAUCAAGUGUGCGAAUUAAACAACAACGUACAACUCGGCGAAACGGUAACGAAGGUAAAAAUAAUCUAUCUAUGCGUGAACUCGUUCAUGAAGAUGUUUCUAUUACGCCACUAAUUACUAAACGAAUUUCACCAGACUUAAAUGAUUCUAGGGUAAACUCGGAUGAAGCUAACAACAGCUUCAAGAAAAAAUCUCCAGCUGUUCCGAAGCGAACAUCAUCUAUAAAAAAUGUAAAACAAAUUAAUGAAAACGUAUUUAAAAAUUCUCCAAAAAUAGAGCAAAAAACCAAUGGAAUUGAAAUGAGCGAUUUAAUGAAAGUUGAAAUCUCCUUUCAAAACAGUUCCGAAGUGGAAAUUAAAGCGGAUAUUAAUGAGAUUAUUACUAAAGCAGAAGUUGAACCCCUUUUUGAACCGGAAUAUAAAAAAAGUACAAACAAUCACGACACAGAUAAAUCUUUUAUAAAAGACGAUUAAACAGGAAACAAGCCAAAAAACUAUUUACAAUAUAUAAUAUUGCUUUUAAAUAAUCAAAUUUAUAUUAGCGCAUAUUUGCUUUAAGCUCGAUUGUACAUUUGCGUGGUUUUUAAACGUAUUUGCACGUAGCCAUAAAAAGAAAAAAAUAUAAAAAAAAAAGAAAAAAAAAAGAAACAGAGCUUUGCUUGUAUAUUUAUGUAAUGAAGUAAAUAAACAUUAAAUUUGCCUUAUUAGCCAACAUUGUAUUACUAUAAAUUAUAAUAUAGUGUUGGUGUUUUAAAAUAAUUAUUUUGAAAAUUGAAA
Molecule: messenger RNA, 2171 nt
Organism: Hydra vulgaris (swiftwater hydra)
Lineage: Eukaryota; Metazoa; Cnidaria; Hydrozoa; Anthoathecata; Hydridae
Source: RefSeq, a predicted model, not a curated record